GACUCCGGACGUGGUAGAGGAUCCGAAGGGCGACGGCGGAAGCAGAAGAAAGGCGGAGGAGGAGAAGAAUAAGAAUAAUGGCGCUAGCUUUCUGGGAAGAUGAAACGGAAGCGAAUACUCACUAUCUCCAAUAAGGUCGCGUCUUCCUCCUCCUCCACCUCCUCGUUCUCCUCCUCCGCCGCCGCCGCCGCCACCCCCAAGCUUCGGCAGCACUAUGGAGGAUUAGUUCUACUCCCUUGAAGACAUUGUAGAAGGAUUUGAAUUGCUUGACUACGUCAAAGCUUUUGCCGUUUUUAGGCUUUUUUUCUAUCUUCUCUUUCUUGGGAGAUAUGUUGGAGGACCGCUCCUGCCUGUUCCCAAAGAUAUUACCGAACACCUUCGAGCAAGAAUCCACUUGGUUCUACAUGAGCUCUGAAAUUUCUAAUAAUAAAUACAGCCCGAUUGGAGGACAGGAAGAGGAUGAGGAGGGAAAUAGUGGAGAUAUGGGGAAGAGGAGAAAAUCUAUGGAGCUUAUUGGUGCUUCCAGUAGCAGAGAAAUUGAACAAACACCAAAUGAUAGUAAUCGACAAGGAGAUGAUAGGGAUUAUUCAGCUGUAGAUGAUCUUAUAAGUCCAAUAGGUAGAGAUAUCACAAUCGACUGCCUGCUUCGAUGCUCUCGCUCAGAUUAUGGUUGUAUUGCGUCCCUCAACAGGAGCUUUCGAUCUCUGAUCCGUAGUGGUGAGAUUUACAAACGAAGGCUGCAGAUGGGUAUUGUAGAGCACUGGGUUUAUUUCUCUUGCAACGUUCUUGAGUGGGAGGCCUAUGAUCCUUACCGCAAUAGAUUGAUCAGUCUUCCCAGAAUGCCUCCUAAUGAAUGCUUCAUGUGUUGUGAUAAGGAGUCCCUUGCAGUAGGUACGGAGCUUCUUGUUUUUGGGAGGGGAGUAACUUCUCACGUUGUACUGAGAUAUAGCAUACUGAAUAAUUCUUGGUCACCUGGAAAAGAAAUGAAUUCGCCUAGGUGCUUGUUUGGAUCAGCUAGCUCCGGCGAGAAAGCUAUUGUAGCUGGUGGUACUGAUGCUCGUGGAAAUAUAUUGAGCUCAGCAGAGCUCUAUAAUUCCGAGCUCCAAACUUGGGAGACUCUUCCUAGCAUGAACAUACCAAGGAAGAUGUGUUCUGGUGUGUUCAUGGAUGAUAAGUUUUAUGUGAUUGGUGGGGUGGCUAGCAACAAAGAGGUGUUAACAUGCGGAGAAGAGUAUGAUCUUGCUAAAGGAGUUUGGAGGCAAAUCCCAAAUAUGUCUUCUGGUCUGUGUGGAGAGCAUGGCGCUCCUCCACUUGUAGCUGUUGUCAACAAUAAACUUUAUGCAGCAGAUUGUGCCUCAAAAGAAGUGAGGGAGUACAAUAAGGAGAAUAACUCAUGGACCACCUUAGGUCAAUUGCCUGAGAGAAAUGUUCCUGUGAAUGGCUGGGGUGUUGCAUUCCGAGCGUGUGGCGAGCAGCUUAUGGUUAUUGGCGGACCAAGGGGACUGGGGGGAGGAAUGAUUGAGCUCAACUCAUGGAUUCCAAAUGAGAGGCCACCUGCGUGGAAUAUGAUUGCUAGCAAACAUUCUGGAAAUUUUGUCUAUAAUUGUGCCGUUAUGAGCUGCUGAUCUAUCUGAUCUUAGUCACCUUACUUUAUACUCUACUUCUUAGAACGAUAGAGGCACAAGAUUGGCUUGUUCUUACAGUUUAAAAUACUGAUUCUACAUAAUAGGGUCUGAGAGUUCAAUGCUCAGGAUUUCGUCCUUAGAAAGAUGGAGGUCAUAAGGAAGCACUCUGGCUUAUGAAAAGUUCUCAGCCAGUUGAAAAGACCCAUGCAUCAGAAGGGGUUUCCAUAAGCUAUACUAGCGAAGGGGAGCAUCCUGAGAACUUGGCACUCUAAUGUUUUACAAUUAUAAAAUUAUUUUAUCCUUAGAAGGAAUUAUUAACUUGUUAUAUGUAGAAGCAUAAUCUGCUCAAGAAGUUGGAUCCUCAUCCCUUCCUAUCCAAGAGCCAAGGCCAGAGGACUAGUUAAUAGCGAGAUGAAUCUUUGUCAUUUUUCUUAAGUAUUCAUAAAUGACUUUGCUUGUAAGACUUGAUGAAAGACAUUCCUAGUGAUUUAGUCUC
Molecule: messenger RNA, 2121 nt
Organism: Dendrobium catenatum
Lineage: Eukaryota; Viridiplantae; Streptophyta; Magnoliopsida; Asparagales; Orchidaceae
Product: F-box/kelch-repeat protein SKIP11-like
Exons: 2
Coding region: 330-1625 (431 amino acids)
Cellular component (GO): nucleus
Molecular function (GO): protein binding
Source: RefSeq, a predicted model, not a curated record